Ilyonectria robusta is the source of this 2954-nucleotide messenger RNA. RefSeq lists its product as uncharacterized. Lineage: Eukaryota; Fungi; Ascomycota; Sordariomycetes; Hypocreales; Nectriaceae. Gene Ontology annotation, molecular function: hexosyltransferase activity; UDP-glycosyltransferase activity. The record is from RefSeq and is a predicted model, not a curated record. The transcript is spliced from 7 exons. The coding region runs from base 118 to 2745 and encodes 875 amino acids. Gene Ontology annotation, biological process: carbohydrate metabolic process.
AGUCAAUAUAUCAUGCGUUCCUUGCCGUCAAGACUUCCAAGCUUUCUUGGCGUCCCCACGACGUUUUUUUAUUCUUGAUCUUCUGGACAGGGAUGUGCAUUUCCCUCUUCUGCAAACAUGGCGGAUUCACGACCUCUCCCCGACAACGACACACUCGAACUUCCGCCUUCUUACGACGAAGCGCUUCAAUCGGAAUACCUGCAAGGGGGCACAGGUGUUACAGAUGACGGUCGCGUCAAUCUGGACGCUGACUCUAGAUUCUUCCGAACGCUAUCACGGUUCGUUCCCGAUUUCAAGAUCCCUCCCACCGAAAACCCCGACGAAGCUGGCCCGUCCCAACCAACUCAGCCGCCAAGCUAUUCGGAUAACGAGACGGUCGUACCGAAGAUUAAAUCCGGCCACUGGAAUGUUCGACUCAAUAUUGUCAUUCAAAUCGUCGGAAGUCGUGGAGAUGUCCAGCCUUUUGUUGCAAUCGGAAACGAACUCCAAAACUGGGGCCACAGAGUGCGAUUGGCGACGCACAAUGUCUUCGAGCGUUUUGUAACCGAAUCCGGUCUCGAGUUUUUCCCAAUCGGUGGCGAUCCCUCGGCGCUCAUGGCUUACAUGGUGAAAAACCCGGGACUUAUCCCGAACAUGGGAUCUCUCCGGCUCAAAGAGAUUCAGGACAAAAGGAAAAUGGUGGCAGAAAUGCUUGACGGCUGCUGGCGAUCAUGCAUUGAUCCCGACCCAAGAACGGGGAAACCGUUUGUCGCCGACGCCAUCAUUGCGAACCCACCAAGCUUUGCCCAUGUGCAUUGUUCUCAGGCCCUUGGUAUUCCCCUACACAUGAUCUUCACCAUGCCUUGGUCAACCACGAGGGCGUUUCCCCAUCCGCUAGCAAAUAUCUCGGCGCCAAAGACAGAAUCUGGGACUCAGGGUGUCUCAAACUUUGUUUCCUAUUCUAUGGUGGAGUGGAUGACUUGGAACGGACUCGGCGAUGUGAUAAACGACUGGCGAAAAGCUCUUGACCUAGAGCCUGUACCACUUUCUGAGGGUCCAGGCAUCAUCGAAACCUUAAGAAUCCCAUUUACGUACUGUUGGUCUCCAUCAUUACUACCCAAGCCCGAAGACUGGGAUGAGCACCUUGAUGUUUCUGGUUUCAUCUUUCGAGAGCCCCCCGAAUAUACGCCUCCCUCCGAGUUAGUGGCCUUUCUCGAUCAAGGGCCUGCGCCCAUUUAUAUUGGCUUUGGAAGUAUUGUGAUGGAUGAUCCGAGCAAGGUAACAGGCAUCAUAUUGUCAGCUAUCGAGUCAACUGGAGUGCGAGCCAUCAUCUCGAAGGGCUGGGGUGGACUGGGAGAAGAGGAGUCCCGUGAAGGCAUUUACUACAUCGAGGACUGCCCUCACGAGUGGCUGUUCCAGCAUGUGGCCGCUGUGAUACAUCACGGAGGUGCCGGCACCACGGCCUGUGGCUUAAAGUGCGGCCGCCCAACAGCCAUUGUAUCCUUUUUUGGAGACCAACCGUUUUGGGGUCAUAUUGUUGCCGCAGCUAAUGCUGGACCUCCUCCGACUCCCUUCAAAGCCCUGAACAGUGACAAUCUUGCAGCUGCCAUCCGGUUUUGUCUGAGAGAGGACAUACGUGUUUCUGCGCAACAGAUUGCUAUGAAAAUGAACCAGGAAUCAGGUGUCAGAAGGGCGGUGCAGGCGUUUCAUGCACAUCUGCCCAUUGCUGACUUGCCGUGUGAUAUUCUGGAUGAUCGCCCUGCAGUUUGGACAUAUAAGCUGAAAGGGCGGAAAGGGAAACAUGUGAAGCUUUCAGGUAUGGCUGCAGAGAUUCUGAUCGAUCACCUCAAGGUGGACCCCAAGAAGCUACAUCUGCACGUCUCUUCGCCCAUUCUCAUUCAGAACCAGCGAUGGGAUCCCAUCACAGGAACAGCAUCUGCCGCCGUGGCAACGUAUUACGGAAUGUUUUCAUCAGUUGCCAACAUCUUUAUCAAGCCUGUUAAAGCCUACCGCUCAGCGAUUGCAGAAGAGACUCCGAAAAGCGACGAACAUACUGCCGUUCAAGCGAGUUCUAGCUCAUCCUCGAUUAAAUCUACAGCUGAUGGUGUGACACCAAUGAGCCCGCCACUGCUUCAUCGAUCGGUCUCUGCAACUAAUCUUUCAUUACGCUCUUCGAGUGGUACGCAAUCCGACAAGCAAAGCACCAGAAGCCACGCUCGUGGCGCGAAAAUAGCGGGUUCCAUGGCUUUGGCAUCCGCUUCCGGUGUCGGCGGGUUUUUCAAACAUUAUUCCAAGGGCGUCUUUGUCGAUAUUCCCCUAGCGUUUGCCGAAGGUUCUCGAGCAUUGCCAAAGCUCUACGGAGAACAGGUUCGGGACUACGGCACAGUGACCGACUGGAAGUCCGGGCUGGUCGUGUCGGGAAAAAGCUUGGUCCUUGGAAUCGGAGAGGGCUUCGCUGACUUGGCGGUUAAACCAAUUGAAGGCACAAUCCAGUCUGGCGUCACCGGAGGCGUUCUGGGAUUAGCGAAGGGUUUCAUAGGAUUCUCGACAAAAGUCUCCUCCGCCGCAUUUGGAACUGUUGCAUACCCCAGCCUGGGUAUUUAUAGGAGUCUGCGAACCGCGCUCAAGACAAAGACCCGAACUUCAAUUAUGAAGGCUAGGCGACAAGAGUCGAAGCAAUCGCUAUCCGACUUGAGGAGCUCUGGUUCGCCCAAGUUUGCGGAAGAAGACAUAAUAGUGGCCUUUGAUCAACAGUUGGAUCAUUGAUAGAGAGACCCUGAGUCAAUUCUUACUCUGGAAUAACACGUUGGUGGUCAAUAUCUAGUGACGCCACCGUGUGUAGCUAUCCCUUAGCGUUACCUACGUUUUUUGUUUUUCCGGGUAACUUCAACAGACACAAUACCCAUACCGGAUGUAGAAGGUUUUCUCUUUUCCUAGGUGUGUUGGCAUAGUUGAAUGAUCCUAUUGGAAUGCGC